This is a messenger RNA of Drosophila takahashii, 1830 nucleotides long. NCBI's taxonomy places the organism in Eukaryota, Metazoa, Arthropoda, Insecta, Diptera, Drosophilidae. The record is from RefSeq and is a predicted model, not a curated record.
AUGAACGUGGUGAUUCUCCUCAACCAGGCAUGCCUGGAACCCCUGGCAGCAUCACAGAACCGAGUCAACUACGGUUUCGACAAGGUGCAACUCCGCAUAUACGACACGGACAAACUAGCGGCAGACAAUCUGGCUGCAUGUGCGUCCUACACUCAUCUAAGGAACUCAUCCUGGGUGGAGACGCCAACUCACACCACACACAAUAGGGAAGUACUUUAUGACUAUCUCCUUCAAUCCAACUUAUUCAUCUGCAACAAAGAGAGAGGGUUCCAAAACAAGGAAUACUCCUUGGCAGCCUUCCUAGACAUAGAAGGCACUUUCAACAAUGUCACCCCAACGGCUAUCACUGGCGCUAUGACGGAACUAGGCAUUGAGCGCCCUAUAGUGGGACUCAUUCACACCAUACUCACCAGUAGGGUAGUGUACUCCACUAUGGGAUCAGCACAAUCGACUAGGAACGUUAAGGAAGCGGGAACAAAAGUGGUGGUCUAUGCGGACGACGUGGUUAUCCUAAUGCAAGGAAAAUUUCCUCAAACGCUAUGCAACUUGAUGGAGACAGCCUUAUCCACACUCUCAAGCAACCAAGCAAAGUAUUUAGGCGUCAUCCUAGACAAGAAACUCCUCUGGGCAGAGAACAUCGCGGACCGCACACGCAAAGCGGCCAUAGCACUCUUUGCUUGUAAAAAAGCUAUAGGGAGAAAGUGGGGCUUCUCUCCCGUAAUAGUUCACUGGCUAUACACUGCAAUAGUCAGACCCAUUCUCCUCUAUGGAAUCAUCGUCUGGUGGCACUCCCUAGAAAAGAAUUGCAACCUAAAGAAUCUGCACAAGAUCCAAAGAAGCGCAGAACUCUGCAUAAGUGGGGCGCUUCGCACAACCGCCACUGAAGCAUUGAAUACAAUUCUUGACCUAGAACCUCUAGACCUGCUUGCCAAAAGCUGGGCAUCAGCAACGGCGCUGAGGCUCCGCGAAGCGUCGGCCUGGUCAACAGGCUCAUCAGGUCACUCCAUUAUACUUACAAACCAGCGUUAUAUACCACACAGAACAGACUACGUCCCACCCAUAGUCAACUUCGAAAAAAGAUACAAGGUUCUCAUACCCACCCGCACAGAAUGGGACCACCUCCCUCACCAGAUCGAGAACGCCGUCAAUAUAUACACGGAUGGCUCCAAGCUUAACUUGCAAACAGGAGGGGGAGUUUUCUCGCCUGAACCAGACAUAAAAGUCUCUUUUCGACUACCAGAUCACUGUAGUGUCUUCCAAGCGGAAGUGAUGGCAACCCAGGAAGCCAUGUCUUACCUGGAUACAACAAAUCACUGCAACACAGACAUCAUCAUAUUUUCCGACAGUCAAGCAGCCCUCAGGGCCCUCGACUCCUACUCAACUAACUCACUUACUAUCUCUGAAUGCCGCAAAUCUCUGAACGAGAUGGCCACUCAUCUCAGAAUCAGCCUCAUUUGGGUGCCUGGACCCGACACGGUGGGCAUGCCCAUAGCUACCUGCAGUCUUCUCCUCAAGCAAAGAUUGUAUACCCUCUCCAACAACCGUUGGAAUACGAUCUCAACAUGCCACACCUCCAGGCUCACCUGGGGGACACACGCGCGCCGGCUAGGACUCAGCAGCUACGACUACUGUCGCAGCUAUAAACAGAUAGAAGAUAAGGAGAACAUUGAACACCUCCUGUGCUUCUGCCCAGCACACAACCUCAACCGUUUUCAAAGACUAGGAAGCUACACGCUUCCAAACCUUGCAGCCAUACAAGGCACCAGCAUACCCAAACUCCUUUGUUUUCUGAAAAGAACCAACUGGUUCGAGAAACCCAAUAACCCAUGA